Molecule: messenger RNA, 5571 nt
Organism: Petromyzon marinus (sea lamprey)
Lineage: Eukaryota; Metazoa; Chordata; Hyperoartia; Petromyzontiformes; Petromyzontidae
Product: serotriflin-like
Cellular component (GO): extracellular region
Source: RefSeq, a predicted model, not a curated record
GAGGUUGGAGACUUGUAGCAAGUGUCAUCUGACGACCGGAGCAGGUUCCGGCUGGGGUGUAUAAAAGGGCCCCUGCAAGAGUUUGAGACCCACACACCAAGCAGAGGAGCUCAGCUUUCGAAGGGAAGACUUUGCAAGGCCUUGCUGAACUGACAACAUGUUGAGCCCCGCGUCCUCCGUGGCGGCCGCGUUUCUGCUGGCGGCGCUGCUGCCCGCGGGCGCGUCCGCCUGGGAUCUGGUCAACGACUGGAGGAGUCUCAAGACGGUGCACGGCUCCGUGCAGACGUUCAUCGUGGAUCUGCACAACGACCUGCGUCGCAACGUCACCCCCUCGGCGGGCAACAUGCUGCAGAUGAUGUGGAAAAAGGAAGCCUACUUGAACGCCCUGUCCUGGGCUAACAACUGCACCUUCGGCCACAGUCCGGACGCCAGACGCAAAACGACACAGUGGACGUGCGGAGAGAACAUCUUCAUGUCGAGCGCGCCCUUCACGUGGAACUACGCCAUCCGCGACUGGUAUAACGAGGUGAUCUCGCCCGGCUUCCAGUACGACGUGGGGUCCACGACGACCGGAGCCGUCGGCCACUACACCCAGCUGGUUUGGUACAACUCCUUCCAGCUUGGUUGCGCAGUCAACUACUGCCCAAAAAAUCCGGGCGUGGCCAAGUACCUCUACGUAUGCCACUACUGCCCCAUGGGAAACCUGAACACCCGCAUCAACCGACCCUACGACCUGGGCACUAGCUGCGCCUCCUGCCCCAAGAACUGUGUCAAUAACCUGUGCGACAACCCGUGCAAGUACAAGAACGGCUACGCCAAUUGUGCGGCGAUGGUGGCACAGUACACGUGCAAGAACGCCAUCAUUCUAAAGAACUGCCCUGCCAGCUGCAAUUGCCAAGGACGGAUUUAAUGAAGGCUCCAAAAUGACCAGACUCCAGGACUCGACUAGAUACAGUACUCACUUCCAACAAACUCUCUUUUUUUUACUUUAUUUUAUCAUUGGCAGAGCUGUAAGUGGCACUGCUUCUUUGGAGAGGGUGGCUCUACCUACUUGACUGGCCUGGCAGACACAUUCUGCACAUCUGUGAGAAAAAGAGCUUCAUAGAUUAUCGGAUUUCUCCAGUAUAAAUAUUGUACUGAUUCAUUCAUGCAACAGAUCGAGCUCUCCAUCGCGCCUUCUGGCCGUACCGCGUGUUGUUCGGAACAAUGCCCGACGUUUCACUCCGUGUGCUGGUGGGAGCGUCCUCAGGAAUUUAAUUUAAGAAGCUCCGAACAACACACGGUGCAAUCCCCCACCGCCUCCCCCUACUAAAACACGCGAAACAGCACAACCGUGAAAAUCUGCGCUGGAAGCAUUCAAAAAUGUGUGCUCACGUUCAUCCUUUCCGUCCUUUGUUAGGUUGAAUUCAUUUUUGGCGCGAACUGAUCAGUGCACGUAUGCUGGCAAAUAGCAAUGUGGAUUAAUUAUUCUCAUACUCCAUCUGGUGUGAUCUAAAGGACCCUCCGAACAGAUUUCAAUCUCCAUUUUUCUUGAGAAGGCAUCGAAAGCACGCUGGUGGUGUGGAGGUUGGCUCGUUAGACGCACCGGGUUUGAUCUGCACUCAAGCUGGUGUGAAGUACCAGGCACAAUUCAAUAUCCACUCGUGCCUUGGACUGUUAGUUCCGUUAUAAUUAAAUACGUUUAUAACGCAGAUUUUCCUUGGUGGGAUAAAACCUGGGCAACCCCCACCCCCCCUGUCACCGCCACCUGCAUCCUCUGAUGUGCUGGCACGUGUUGUGUAAGGGAUAGAGAAAUGUCACGCGGAGGAGGUGCGAACACGCUGCGUGAUGUGCUGAGCCUCGUGUCUCCAGUUAGUCAUCAUCCUGGGAGCUGUGCUGCCUGCUAAGGCGACAGCUCUGCCUCUCGAACCAGUGUCACAAAUGCAAUCAAAAUCACAAUCUCUAUGCAUUGCACAGCUUUGGAGAAAGUGCCCUGUGCUUUCCUUGCAUGUGAAAAAAAACCCAAAAUGUAAAUUUACUGCAAAUUAGGCCGAUAUAUAAUUAGACUUGGGUGGAAUUGUAGCGCAGUGGGUAGCGCGCUGUGCUCUGAACCCGGUGACCUACCUAUUAAGGCCUCCUCCACACGACGCCUGUCUUGUGGGUUGCUUAACCAUACUUCACCGCACUGGUCAGUGGCAUGACCAGCAAUCAAACUCAGGUCGCUAGGUUCAUAGCACACUAAGUACAAAGGAUUACUUAGACUGUUAACAGUGGCUGAAACAUACCAUCUACAAUAUAAGACCAAUGUACGCAACAUUUCUAAAUCUGGUGGUGUACGUAUACGUGUUUGUUGAACUUCUUUCGCACCAUACAUAGCCAACCUUGCUAAUCGGUGGUGCGAGGGAAGGACCACAGAGUGGGUGAUGCUUUCACCAUAAUAGCCUUAACUGGUGUGGAGGGAUGAGCAGAGUUUGGUAAGGCGGUGCGGUUUGCCCUGUGUCUCAUUUUAUAACCACGCAGAACUGUGGUUACAGAGCCAUGGUUAUGUUUGGGUUCGGCAUUUAGCCGUUGUCACCUCCGAUCAUCGCGGUUGGCUACGUACGGUGUGAAAAAAAUGCAACGUCCAUUCAUACAUACACCUAGGUCAGUGUAGCACUUGCGAUGUUGGUGAAGCGAGCAGGCGCCCUUCUCCAUCUCUCUCGUUGGUGCACGCUGCAUUGUCUGUCUUAGAGGCAUUGUCUGUCUUAGAUGCAUUGUCUGUCUUAGAGGCAUUGUCUGUCUUAGAGGCAUUGUCUGUCUUAGAGGCAUUGUCUGUCUUAGAGGCAUUGUCUGUCUUAGAGGCAUUGUCUGUCUUAGAGGCAUUGUCUGUCUUAGAGGCAUUGUCUGUCUUAGGAGUGGGUUUCAUUGCUAACUUUUUAUUGCUUUUUAUGUCUUAAAUAGUGUUUAAAUUAAUAGUUUUAAGAGGCAUUUAUUGUACUGUACUGCAGUUGCAGUAGUUGAAUAUGCAUUGGGGGGUAUUGUAUAGUUUUUAAAAUAGUGUUUCUAUGAAUGGGGAACGUGCUGUCCUUUUAAGUCCAUGGGUUUAUGUUAAAAUGUUUACUCUAUAUACAUGCACAGCGUAUACGGUAUUACUCUUACAAAGGGCCUCUGAUUUAAUUCACAUUUGAAUCAGAAUGUUCCCUCAAUAAGCGUACAAACAAUUCCGCUGCCGAUGAUAAUGCUUGAAUGCACCUUGCGCUGCUCUUGUCGCAUCCGGAGAGUCUAAAUAAAUCAACACACAUUGGUCCUAGCCGACAAUGCACGCGGUUUUUCUCUCGGCUCAGGUGGUGACUCAAUAAGAAAGGCGUGUGGAGCGUUUUCAGUGACCACGCAGUUCGCCUUAACACCGUGGAUGCAGCAGGCGGUCAUGUGACUCAGAGGGCUUCAUGUCCGUGCCAAAGACACUGAGACAGAACCACUGAGAGCAUGGGUUUGAAUCAAAGUUUCACCCACCCUGUGCUUAAACCGAGAUUCUCAAGUUUAGUGAGUUUACGGUCUCAGUAAGUCGCCAAUGACUGCUCACAAAAAUCCAUCACAUUAAACAAUGACAUUUACUUCAUCUGCCUGAAUUUAGUUUUGAACGUUAUAACAGUGGUCUGAUUGGCACGUGACGAGCGCUCCCUGUUUUUGAAUUUAAAAUGUGUUCCCCUCUAGCAGGAAUAACCUGACUCCAGAAGUAGAACACACACACACGUCAUCGUGCACUGCGAGCUGAGACUUCUGAAUGGAUAUACUGUAUCUCCAUCUCGUGACAAAAAAUACACAAUUGGAAUUAACUUAUGAGAUAUUAAAAAAACGAAAACAAAUCGGUCAUGUUCACCAAUAUCAUGGUUACGCAUUGGCUAUUUUAAUCAGUAUAACAAUAUACCUUGUGCUUGUGUAAAAGUGGUAAACUGGAAUUCAUGGAAUAGUUUAUAGUGUGUUUUAGUUAUAUCGAAAAUACAUUGACUUUGUUACCAACCCUACUGAACUAUAGUGGUAUGCUUCCAGUUUUAAACACCUUUGUUUCCGAUAUUCAAAGCGAACCAAUCAUAUCACUUGUAAGCUGCAGGGAGGGAGAAUUUCGACAUUUUCGCUUUGAAAAAUCCGGAAAGGCGUUUUAAAAAAUUGGCAGCACCCCGCUUAAAUCGGCCGUGUUGGCAAAUACGCAUCUAUUAAUACGUCGUUACGUCGCUGAUUUUCAGUGAUACUUUUACGACAACGUGCUGUGUAAAUGCGGUUGAUGGUACGCGACUUGGUGCAGGGAAUCGUCUUCAUAAUGGAUUGCUCCACACCCGUACUCUCACACCUGCGCUGCUUGAUACCAACACGUGCUACUGUGCUCGCAGGCGAUGGGGGGUCGCUGUGGAGUCAUUCAUUUACAAGAGGGGUGAAACCUAGCAGUGGCCGGGUUCACGUGAUCUCGCCGUGACACAGUUGAAUAUAUGCAUACCACAUGCACGCAGGCAUAUGUGAAUCUACUACUCUUGGUUAAUGUUGUAUUAUAGAAUGAUUAUAUUAAUGUGCGUGUGGUACACCCCACCUUACAUUGUAAUGGUAUUCUUUGUUUUGUCUUGGAAAACGGUCUUUUUCGGGAGGGUCUCGCUUGGGAUCUUUGGACAAUUCCUCAUUGAGUAUUUCAGCGUGUAACCGGUAUGUGCCUGUGUAACCGGUAACCGGUGUGCCUAACGGAAACCAACACGAGGGGAUGACACCCAAAAGCCACACAGAGGUCAGCGAACUCCGUGCUACCCUGCCACGUACGGGUCACCUCAGAGCCCCGCAGGUCGGGAGUCUCACCGACAAGCUUGCAUGAUCCACCAACCCCUGCUGCCACAGUGCCGGAUGACCUCAGUGCGCAGAGGCAUCGGUUUUCUCUGGGAGCAAUGUUCACCCCUUGGCGACAUUGAGCAGUCCGAGUGGGACGUGCCACGCGUGUGCAGCAGCAACACGAGCCCAAUUGUAGAUGAUGCGCGCGUGGGUUUCGCCUUUCGGAAUGUUCCGUCCACAGGCGGUGGGAUGUCGCGGCGCCCAAACAAGUGGCGACACGAGGCAUAAACACAACCAAGCUGCUAGAAUGCUCCCAGGAAAAUUAAGAGAACAUCAAAUUCAAAUCCUAUUAAACACAACAAGCUCAUUCACAUGAAAAGUAAAUGAAUCUCUCUCGUCUAUCUCGUCGACAUCAUAUCUUCUGUCAUCUCACUACAUCUCCAAGCAUCGUCUGCAUCUUUCUGUCUGCGUCACGAGGCGUUCAUUAUAUUAUAAAAAGGAUACCACAAAUAAUGUCUGGACACGCACCACCACUGAUGACAUACUCGAGUCCAUCAGGCCACUUGGAUCCAAGAGGCAACGCCUCUGUCAACAGGAAUCUGGAUUGAACGGGGGUCAUUGGGAGUGGAAUUUGCAAACACGAGGAUGGAGGUGUCCCUUCGCGGUUCGAGGUUGUUUCCUCAGGCAUGGCGUCAGCAUUAACAAUAGAAUGCUGAGGGUUGGGACGUGAUUAUACACCCUUUGCUUAAUGAUGGAAGAUAUGUUUUGUAUACUCAAACAUUAAAUAAAUAAUUUUACGUACCA